This is a messenger RNA of Rattus norvegicus (Norway rat), 897 nucleotides long. It is a transcript of the gene Gstk1, whose product is annotated as glutathione S-transferase kappa 1. The transcript is spliced from 8 exons. Gene Ontology annotation, molecular function: glutathione peroxidase activity; glutathione transferase activity; oxidoreductase activity. Gene Ontology annotation, biological process: glutathione metabolic process; epithelial cell differentiation; cellular oxidant detoxification. NCBI's taxonomy places the organism in Eukaryota, Metazoa, Chordata, Mammalia, Rodentia, Muridae. Gene Ontology annotation, cellular component: mitochondrion; peroxisome; mitochondrial matrix. The coding region runs from base 35 to 715 and encodes 226 amino acids. The record is from RefSeq and is marked provisional.
GCGGCUUCACGUUCGCUUCUCUCUCCACUACAGUAUGGGGCCGGCGCCGCGCGUCCUGGAACUGUUCUACGAUGUGCUGUCCCCCUACUCCUGGCUGGGCUUUGAGGUCCUAUGCAGAUACCAACACCUCUGGAAUAUCAAGCUGAAGUUGCGGCCCGCUUUACUCGCUGGGAUCAUGAAAGACAGUGGAAACCAACCACCAGCUAUGGUUCCCCACAAAGGCCAGUACAUACUCAAAGAGAUUCCUCUCCUGAAGCAGCUCUUCCAGGUUCCCAUGAGCGUCCCCAAGGAUUUCUUUGGUGAACAUGUUAAGAAAGGAACUGUAAAUGCCAUGCGCUUCCUCACCGCGGUGAGCAUGGAGCAACCAGAGAUGCUGGAGAAGGUGUCCAGAGAGCUGUGGAUGCGCAUUUGGUCCCGAGAUGAAGAUAUCACGGAGUCCCAGAACAUUUUGUCUGCAGCAGAGAAGGCCGGAAUGGCCACAGCGCAAGCCCAACACCUUCUGAAUAAGAUCUCCACCGAACUGGUGAAGAGCAAGCUCAGGGAGACCACUGGGGCAGCCUGCAAAUAUGGGGCCUUUGGGCUGCCCACCACUGUUGCCCACGUGGAUGGUAAAACCUACAUGCUAUUUGGGUCUGACCGCAUGGAGUUGCUAGCUUACCUGCUAGGAGAGAAGUGGAUGGGCCCUGUGCCCCCAACCCUGAAUGCCAGACUUUAAGAUUGCCUUAGAAAGUAAACUUUGACAUCUCCAUCUGAUGAAGCUGUCUUCUGUGGCCCUGGGGGUUGAAACAAGAGUCCACCUUUAGCUGUGGCUGCCUUUACGUCUGUGCCUCCCAAGUGCCUCUUGAAAAACCUUAAGCUCUGCAUUCCCAUAAAUAAACCCGAUGCCACUAGACAACA